AUGGUUUUUGUCGAGGACGAUCGACGGCUGGCUGGCUGUCAGCCGGCGGCUUUGGCGCGCACGAGACCCGCGACAAAAAGCCGGCCAUCUGGUGCGCUGAAGAGCCAAAGAAGUGGAGAACUAAAAGAAAAGGAGACAGUUCGAGCAAUGAAAGCAGCGCGCUUUUUCGAAAACUCGGAAGUGCCAGUCAUUGUCUGUUGCUCUAAAGAAUCUACCGCAUUCAACAAACCAAUCGAGGGACUUUCAAUCCCAAGGAAUAACGACGACAGAGGACUUCAGUUCGGCUACACGAUGAUAGAUUAUUGCAGAUUUCGCAGUAAGAAGCUUUCUGCUUUGCGAAAAUUAGUAAAUUGUCGAUAA
Molecule: messenger RNA, 360 nt
Organism: Angiostrongylus costaricensis
Lineage: Eukaryota; Metazoa; Nematoda; Chromadorea; Rhabditida; Metastrongylidae
Source: the annotation of a GenBank genome assembly